Malania oleifera is the source of this 1066-nucleotide messenger RNA. RefSeq names its product annexin D4-like. Gene Ontology annotation, cellular component: cytoplasm. Gene Ontology annotation, molecular function: calcium ion binding; calcium-dependent phospholipid binding. The coding region runs from base 20 to 952 and encodes 310 amino acids. The record is from RefSeq and is a predicted model, not a curated record. The transcript is spliced from 6 exons. Lineage: Eukaryota; Viridiplantae; Streptophyta; Magnoliopsida; Santalales; Ximeniaceae.
UAGUUUGCUAGCAGAAAGAAUGGCUCCGUCUCCAGAGGAAAUAGAUGCUGUCACCAAGGCUCUCUCAGGAAUUGGUGUCAAAGAGGAAACAUUGAUAUCAAACUUGGGAAAAUGGAAUCUGGACGACAUGUCAUCCUUCAGGGAGGGAUGUGAUAGGUUCUUCGCAAAAGACGACCGUGGUUUCCAUAAGUGGUUUGCAUCCUUCAUAGAAGCUACUGAACGUGAAUUCUUACGGUUUAAGAGGGCUGUGGUGCUAUGGACCAUGCAUCCUUGGGAAAGGGAUGCUCAUUUGGCCAAUGAAGCUCUCCAGCAUGGGCAGACGUGGUAUGGUGUGCUUGUUGAGAUUGCAUGCACCAGGUCAUCAGACGAACUCUUGGGAACAAGGAAAGCCUACCACUCCCUCUUUGAAAAGUCAAUUGAAGAAGACGUUGCAUCCUGCAUCCAAACCAGUGAGCGCAAGCUGUUGGUAGCACUAGUCAGUUCUUACAGGUAUGAAGGGUCACGCGUGGAAGAAGCAACUGCAAAAUCUGAGGCCAAGUCUCUUCGUAAUGCCAUUAAAAGUGCCGGAGUGGCCAUUGAAAAUGAUGAGGUUGUGAGGAUACUAGCAACAAGAAGCAAGCCCCGGCUUAAGGCAAUAUUCAAGCACUACAAUGAUAUUGAAAAGAAGAGCAUUGAGGAGGAUCUUCAAGCAUACCCCAUAUUGCAAGCAACUGUACAAUGCCUUUGUGCUCCUGAGAAAUAUUUCAUCAAGGCCUUGGAUAAAGCACUGAACAAUGGAAACGCUGCGGAAGACCUGACUCGAGUAAUUGUGACUCGAGCUUGUACCGAAGAUAUGAAGGAAAUAAAAAAGGAAUAUCUUGAGCAAAAUAAAGACAUUCCUCUUUCUCAGAAGAUUAAGGAAAGAACUCUUGGGAACUACCAGAGUUUCCUGCUGAGAUUGGUUGACAAGUAAAUUAUAAGUUCUAAUGGAUCUUUUCAAAAGAAAAAGAAAAUCUAUUUUCAUCCAUGUAAGGAGUAUGCUAUGCAAUAGAAAUAUCAAUAAAUAAAGGUAUGUUAACCUCUCUUA